AUGGUCAUUCAACCCAAGUUUUUUGGACUUUCGUUUCGGAAUCUGGCAGAAGCGAAGGAUAGCAUGCUUAACCGCUAUAUCGAAAACGACUGGGUGCCGCCUGCCAAUGACAGCACUAUUCCGACUACUGACGAAGACCGAGCUGGACACGUCGCUGAGCUACUAGCAGCAAUGAAAGACACUUCUGCCUGCCCGGACAACCAAGACAAGGACCGAUUUGCGAAACGAUUGACUCCAGGUGCCAAAAAGGCGAUUUAUGAAGACCAGAUGGAGAAGGUGUGCUGGCAGCUAGUUGACACCGCUGAGAAACUACAUUUCUUCGGCCCGAAAUCGUUCUCCAUCUACGACACGACGCCACUGCAGACGAUGUACAAAUCCCGCAACCUUACUUUUGGUGAGCGUAUAAAUAGUCUCUGUGAGCUCUUACGGCUUUCCAAGGGUCGCUGCUUCUCGCUGCUCAAGGGUGAGAAUCUUGAAACUACUGUGGGUGCGGCUCCCGAUAAAAUUACGGGCACAAUCCUGAACAAUGAACAGAAUGGAAAUCGCCAGAAGUAUAUCGCAGAAGGUCGAACGAGGGUGAAAGAGAAGAAGGCUACGACGUCACCGGAAGAUCAAGCCUCAGUCACGGACGGUGAUAAGGAACUCGAGUCAGGUGUCGCAAUGAGCCUGCCUUCGAACGACCUUGAGGAAGAGUUGGAUCUAAAUGUCGCGACGAGCCUGCAAUCAUCGGGGCCUCUGCCACCUGCCAAUGUUCAAACGAGUAUCAUCGGCGACGUCCAAUCGAACAAUACUCAGACUGUCUCUCAGUACGCGGGCGACAAUGGCGGGCACCAUCACCGGUGA
Alternaria novae-zelandiae is the source of this 843-nucleotide messenger RNA. RefSeq lists its product as uncharacterized. The coding region runs from base 1 to 843 and encodes 280 amino acids. The record is from RefSeq and is a predicted model, not a curated record. The transcript is spliced from 3 exons. Lineage: Eukaryota; Fungi; Ascomycota; Dothideomycetes; Pleosporales; Pleosporaceae.